Messenger RNA from Panicum hallii, 1021 nucleotides. RefSeq lists its product as uncharacterized. The coding region runs from base 125 to 598 and encodes 157 amino acids. NCBI's taxonomy places the organism in Eukaryota, Viridiplantae, Streptophyta, Magnoliopsida, Poales, Poaceae. The record is from RefSeq and is a predicted model, not a curated record. The transcript is spliced from 6 exons.
AGGCCGGAGCACAGAGCGCCACGAGGCGAGCAGUUGAGUGUUCCCUAGAGUCCCCGUCUCUCCGCCGCCGCCUGCAACCGCUUCACGUGCCCUAAUCCAUCGCAGCUCCCCUUUCCGACCCCAAAUGGAGCCCAAGAAGUCCUCCGCCCAGCACCAGCCUCACGCCAUGGAGCCCAAGAAGUCCUCUCCCCGCCGCACCGGGGCCGCCACCGCCGCCGCCAACGACCCCGAGUCCCCGUUGAGCAGCUUGUUCUAUCCGCCGGCGCCCGGGGCAAAUGGGAAAGAUCAGGACUUGUAUAGCAUUCUCUACAAAGGUCAGAGCGGCAGCGCACAACCUGGCAUGACAGAUGGUAAAACCCAAUGGGCUCCAUCCAGAAGUCGUUCCACCUGCACCAAGGAUAGUAAACAUUCACCGCCACAAGAUCCGGUUGAUACAUCUUGUUUUGGAUCAUCUGUGCAUUAUGGUGGUCGAGACUAUUUUUACGGCAGCUCUACAACCAAGCAAGGGACAGAACCCCCCACUGAUUACAAGGCAGACAAGAAGGAUCCAGCUGCAGAUUCUCAUGGCGACUGGUGGCAAGGCUCAUUCUACUACUAGGUGAAUCUGGUGGCCUCUCCCUUGGAGAACAAGCAGGAACUAAAAGGGGGAGGCAGUGAAGUUCCAUUUCCUUGACUGUUGGUAGUAUCAUCAGUUACCCUGCGUCGAUAGUGGACCCGCUUUCGUCCAAUGGGGGUGCCAGUAUUUAGAAGCAUCACCACAACUGGACAGAUUUAGUGUGUGUCUUUCAUAGUCGCAGCUUUAGAUGUGCAAUGUAAUGAAAAGUAGCAAAGUGUGAGUUAGGUUGCAUAAAAGGGUCCCUGUCCAAUCUGCCAGUAAUAUCGGUGGUUUGGUAUCUGACUCCCUAGAGUCAAAUGUAUGUACAAUUGGAUCGUCGCUCCAAAGCAAAAGAUAAAAUGCUGGAGAAGCGGCGACCACUUCACUGUACACCUUUACCAGCUGGAAUUUGACAGAAGUUGGAAA